AUAGCAACAAUAAUCUAUCUAGUCUACAAAAAUGCCGAAAAGUCGUUCCAGAAUCAAGCGUGACGUGAAGUAUGAUGACAAGCAUGAGCAUGAAAUAAGCACCUUAUCACAGCGAAGGCUUGUUGCCGAUGCAUAUUGGAGGACUCAAAAUACUGGAGACACAGUGAAUUUGUGGAGAUGGUACAUCAAAGAUAAUGGGCCCUUUACAAUUGAGAACUUUAAGAAAGUUGCCUCUAAAGACCUUGACCUUGACUGUGUGGAUGAAGAUGGCCAGCUAUUAUAUCCCUCAAUAUCGAGAAUACAGCCAGAACCACUCUUUGAUAUUAUUUGCAAUAGUAGCAAUCCUGCUUGGGUUCCCAGACAACCAACAAAUAAACACCAGUCAAAGAUAGAUAUUCUUAAGCUAAAGUUCAGUGAAGCUUUUGUCCCUAGUACUGAGAGGUUGUCAAAGCCAAAGACAGCCAAACGAAAAUACCAGCCUAAAAAGCACCCAUCCAGGUCCAGAGUCCCAUUAGAGAUAUUGCCAGAAGAGCCUGUAGAGAAAAUCCGGCACAUAGUAAGAAGAAACAGAGGUCCAAAUAGGCGCUAUAUGGACAGUGUGUCAAAGAAACAAUGA
This is a messenger RNA of Owenia fusiformis, 616 nucleotides long. The record is from the annotation of a GenBank genome assembly. Lineage: Eukaryota; Metazoa; Annelida; Polychaeta; Sabellida; Oweniidae.